Pteronotus mesoamericanus is the source of this 1884-nucleotide messenger RNA. RefSeq names its product interleukin 23 receptor (gene IL23R). Gene Ontology annotation, molecular function: interleukin-23 binding; interleukin-12 receptor binding; cytokine receptor activity. Gene Ontology annotation, biological process: cytokine-mediated signaling pathway; positive regulation of tyrosine phosphorylation of STAT protein. NCBI's taxonomy places the organism in Eukaryota, Metazoa, Chordata, Mammalia, Chiroptera, Mormoopidae. The transcript is spliced from 10 exons. Gene Ontology annotation, cellular component: CRLF-CLCF1 complex; interleukin-23 receptor complex; external side of plasma membrane. The record is from RefSeq and is a predicted model, not a curated record. Bases 1 to 1884 code for a protein of 627 amino acids.
AUGAAUCAGGUCACAAUUCAAUGGGAUGUGGUGAUAGCUCUUUACAUAUUCUUCAGUUGGUGUCAUGGAGGAAUUACAAAUAUAAAAUGUUCUGGCCACAUCUGGGUAGAACCAGCCACAAUUUUUAAGAUGGGUGUGAAUAUCUCUAUAUAUUGUCAAGCAGCAAUUAAGAACUGCCAACCAAGCAAAUUUUAUUUUUAUAAAAAUGGCAUCAAAGAAAGAUUUAAAAUCACGAGGAUUAAUAAAACAACAGCUCGGCUUCGGUAUAACAACUUUCUGGAACCACACGCCUCUAUGCAUUGCAGUGCUGAGUGUCCUGGAGAUUUUCAAGAGACACUGAUAUGUGGAAAAGACAUUUCUUCUGGAUAUCCACCAGAUGUCCCUGACAAGGUAACCUGUGUCAUUUAUGAAUAUUCAGGCAACAUGACUUGUACCUGGAAUACUGGGAAGCCCACCUACAUAGACACAAAGUAUGUGGUGUAUGUGAAGAGUUUAGAGACAGAAAUGGAACAACAAUAUCUCACCUCAAAUUAUAUUAACAUCUCCACUGAGUCACUACAAGGAGGCAAGAAGUAUUUGGUUUGGGUCCAAGCUGCGAAUGUACUCGGCAUGAAGAAGUCAAAACAACUGCAAGUUCACCUGGAUAAUAUAGUGAUACCUUCUGCAGCCAUCAUUUUCAGGGCUGAGGAUAUAAACACUACAGUGCCCAAGACCAUAAUUUAUUGGAAUAGCCAAUCAACAAUUGAAAAGGUUUCCUGUGAAAUGAGAUACAAGGCUACAACAAAUCAAACUUGGAAUGUUAAGGAAUUUGACACCAAUUUGACAUAUGUGCAGCAGUCAACAUUCUGCCUGGAGCCAAACACUAAAUAUGAAUUUCAAGUGAGAUGUCGAGAAACAGGUAAAAGCUACUGGCAGUCCUGGAGUUCACCCUUUCUUCAUAAAACACCUGAAACAGUUUCCCCGGUCACACUGAAAUCAUUCCAACAUGAUACUCGGAAUUCUGGGCUUCUAAUUGCUUCCAUCUUUAAAGGACAACUUACUUCUGACAACAGGCAACAGGACACUGGACUUUUGUCGGGAAUGGUCUCCUUUGCUGUUGUGUUGUCAAUUCUUUCUUUGAUUGUGAUAUUUAACAAAUCUCUCCGAAGUAGAAUUAAAAGAAGAUUCUUAUUGCUAAUACCAAAAUGGCUUCAUGAAGACAUUCCUAAUAUGGAAAAGAGUAAUGUUGUGAAAAUGCUUCAGGAAAAGAGUGAAUUUAUGAAUGAUAAUUCCAGUGAACAGGUCCUACAUGUUGAUCCAGUGAUCACAGAGAUAGAGAUCCUUCUCCCAGAAGAACACAAGGCCACGGACUACAAGAAGGAAAAGAAUACAGGAUUCCUGGAGACAAGAGACUGCCUGCAAAAGUCACUACUCACCAAUACUACAGUUGUGUAUAUUCCUGAUCUCAACACUGGGUAUAAACCCCAGAUUUCAAAUUGUCUCACUGAGGAAAACUAUCCCAGCAAUAAUGAUGAGACGGCUUCCUCAACUCUCAAACCAACAACAGUUGAUUCCUUAGACCUGGGGAAAAAUGCCCGGUUAAAAAAAUAUCCUGAUUUUGCUCUUUCUGUCUCUAGUAUGAAUUCGCUAAGCAAUACACUAUUUCUUGAAAAAUUAAGCCUCAUUUUAAAUCAAGGAGAAUGCAGUGCUUCUGACAUGCAAAACUUGACAGAGCGGGAAAGCACAAUGCUUUUGGAAAAUGCUUCAUCCAAUGAAACAAUUCCAGAACAGACCCUGCUGCCUGAUGAGUUUGUCUCCUGUUUGGGGAUCAUGAAUGAGGAGUUGCCAUCUAUUAAUUCUUAUUUUCCACAAAAUAUUUUGGAAAGCCACUUCAAUAGAAUUUAA